AUGGCUAAACUGGCUUUCUCUUGGAAUGCUUUUGGUGUUGGUGGAACAGCUGACAGUAGCUCAUUUGUUGGUGUUUCUGAAGACAUUAUUAAGGUUAUAUUAUGUGGUCAACCAAUUUUGUGCAAUCUAGUUAUCAACCCACUGAAUGAAACAAAAUAUUUACGGGCUGAAAAGUGUAGCACUGGUGAUGGUCUUGGGGCACCUGUUAUCAGUAUCCAAGUUGAUUUUCCCAAGUCAAACUUAAAGAUGGGAAGCUUCAACAAGAGUACUUAUGUUCUUUCUAUUCAGUUAAAAGAGAAAUUUAUUGCAUAUGUGGUAUUCAUAAAUGUUGAUUAUAGGUAUGUUGUCGUGUUUCAUUUCAGGUCGUUGUCCAGGAAUUCAGUGCCAUCUAUGAACCAGAAUUUUGUUAAUGUCCUGCACAUCUAUGAUCUGUUUUCCUCUUUCCAAUUUCAGCAUGAUAGGAAAAAACUUAUUUGGGAUUUGAGGAUUCAUCACUUCGUCAUUAGGCUACCAUCACAGAAUUGUGAAAGGAAAGAACUUGCCAUGUUGGAUGAGCUUUAUAACCAGUUUGAGGUUGGCCUUACUGGGUUUCAGCUAGCCAAGUUGGGUUUACAGGUUGACCUUUUGAUGGUAAUUGUGAGGAAAGUUCAGGUCUCAUUGUUGGCAUUGAAGACAUUGAUAUCAGAUACAGACGUUUUGAGAAAACUUGAUUCAGGACCUUCAGUUGGCAGUGAUGUUGAAUCCACAAUGAUUGGUCAGAGUUCCAUGAAAUCCGGGGCAACUAAUGGCAUACUUCCCAAGUUUUCCUUGUCAAAUUUAUGUGGUGCAGAUGGCACAGUAUUCGCAGGAGUUUCUGUUGACCACUUCCCCUUUUUAGUUGCAGAUUACUGUUGUGGAUAUAGUUUUGGGUGCUUAGGAGCUCAAGAUGUUGAAGCACAAGAAAGUUUAUACUCAAAGAAUGAGCAAUGUCAUGACACUUCAGGUGUGAAUGGUUAUCAUGCAUCAGAUCUUGCCAGCAAUACACACGGUAAAACCCAGCAUUCAAAUUGUUCAUCCACCUCAUCAAAUGACCCCAAGAAUGCCAGCAGAACUGUUCUGGAUCUAUCACUUAUUUCUGUUAGAGUACAUUUUCCUGAAUCAUGUGGUACUUUAGCAACAAUAACCAUUCCUGAAUCUAUAUCAGCACUCACUUAUUUUGAUGCAAGCUCAUGGGACUUACUACUGUCUGCUAAAAAUUUGACUCUUGCUUCACCAUGGACUCCACCAAAUAUCCAUGAGCUGCUCUGGGGCACAUCUUCACAUCGCAAUGCUAGUGCACUCAACGUUCGAAAGGCAAAAGGACUUACCUGCACUGUCAACCAAGAAUUCCCUGUGGCAGGUAACAAUCUUGAGUGCUUGGGAGAAUCACAUGACUGUGUAACAUACAAAUUUGAGAUCAGUGAUUGUGUUGUAAUUUUUCCUGUGAAAGAGCAAGAUUUCUUUUGUCUAAAGCUGGAGGUUCCACAUUUUUUCUGUGAGUUCAUUGCAACUGGAAGCUCUGUAGAAUUUGCAAAGCGUAUCCCCAAAGAAUUCUUCAGUUCGGAGUGCAUAGUUUCCAGAAGAGUUGAUGUCAUCUGCAUAUAUGCAAGAAAUGCAUCCAUAUCACUUCUAAUUGUCAGCGACCAUACAGAUUUUGUGCUGAAGCUUGAUGAGCGUUCUAAGAGAAUCCAUUCUCUUAUUGAAAAGCUUGAUGCUGGCAUAUGGAUUCAGGUUCCUUGCAAAGAUAUACCAUACUCCCAGCAGCCUACUUUACCCACCUCAAUUAUGAGCAAAAUAUCACGAUGCAACUUGAUUGCCGAAGGUGAUAGCUGCAUGAAUUUUAAAUGCGAUUUAGAGAGAUUGAAGUUUUCACACCAGAUAUUUAACUUCUGGCAUAAUAUGGAACUCAAAUUUCCUGCUGCAUCAUCUGCAUCCUCUUUUUAUUCCGUGGCAUUCAAGGCAGGAUUGAGGAAAGGGUCUCUUCUGCUAAAUGAUGGAAGGUGGGGCAGUCAUGGACCUGUAAUAGAGAUCUUAUUGAAGAAUUUAACUGUGCAGUUUAGUCAAAUGAAGGAUAGGACAGAAAUUUCUGCUUUUGUUGACCUUUUAGUAAAUUACAAUAACAUUGACAAGGCGAUCCUCAGACUUAGCCAGAUGAUUACAGAUUCUCUUGAUCCAAAGAAGCGCGAUCGUCAGACCAUCUCAUCGAGAAAACGAAUGAGUGCUGUAUCACACUAUAUGAUCUCCAUAGAGUUUGAUGGAACGUCAGGCCCUUCAAAGCCAAUGUCAAUGGACCUUGUGGGCAUUUACUUCUUUGAAGUAAAUUUCUCUUCAAGUAAAAAGCCAAUUCUCGGCGAAGAAAGUUUAGGAGCAUUUUCGUCUAAUGGAAAAGGCAACGAUGGGUUAAUUGUGCCUGUGGUGCUCGAUGUUUCCUUACAGAACUACAGCAAGCGUAUACGAGUUUACUCAACGGUAAUACUAUACAAUGCAACAUCAAUGCCCCUCGAAUUGAGGUUCGAUAUACCAUUUGGUCUUACAUCAAAGGUAGGGUCUGCCUCUAUUUUUUUUGUUGAUCCCUCCAACGAUCUUGGAAUUACAAUUGAUAUCCAAGAUUAUAGGUCCUUGAACAUAAAGUUUCCCCGGGCUGAAUCAUUAUCUACUGCAGCAAAGUCAAAUGGCUUCAAAUUCUCCAUAACAGAGUCGAUUACUUUCUACUCGAAUUUGUCGAAUUCUCCUCUUAAUGUUAUGCUGGAAAAAUCAAUGGAUGCUCGUUCUGGCGCAAGGGAGUUGUAUCUUUCUGUUCCAUUCUUGUUGUACAAUUGCACAGAUCUAUUGCUUACUGUCACUGAAAGCAGCUCUGAGAGGAGUGGGUCCACCCUUGUGAUUCCUCCUAGUUUUGAGUUGGAUGGACAUGCAAAACAUUUGCUUGAAAAAAGUGGUCUUUCUCUUGUUGAUCCAUCUGUACAGUGCUUUACAGGCAAAAUGCCCCAGUUAGAUUUGAUUGAUGGACGCUGCUCUUCUUCAGAGAUAAGCUGCACCAGUAACAGUGAGUCUGUAAAGAAAGAUUUUGACAAUGGUGUUAAAGCUUAUAUGUUUGCUCCUGAUGGGCACACUCCAGCAACUGAACUUUCAGUUAAGUUGAAUGCUUCUCCGCCUAAUAAUGGAACUGAAACAACUCGGCGAAAUUGGUCAAAUACAUUCCUCCUUGUCCCUGCCAGUGGUUCAACAAAUGUUACUAUUCCCCAGUCAUCUACUUCUGGUGCCUUCUUAGUUGCAGUGGCAUCUAUACCUGUUUCAACAGAACUUUUUGGGAGGACAAGGGCUAUUGCUUUCAGGCCAAGAGGAGGUUUUGGAAGUUUUGGCGGGGCUCAAGAUAUGUCAUAUGUAAUGCAUGCAGCAAUGAUUUGUUCUUUCGACAAAAAGGAACACGAUUUUCUAAGCACUUACGUUCUGGGCAACACUCUUUCCUUCACUGGUCUGAUACAGCAAGGAUGGCAAUGGUCAGGAAGUUUUUUCCCUGACCACCUGGGAGAUGCUCAAUUGAAAAUGCGGAAUAGUGCCUCAGGUUUAUCAUAUAUGGUUCGAGUUGAAGUGCAAAAUGCCGAUCUAGACGUAUACAGCAAGAGAUUUUCUGGAAAAAAUAAUGUCAAUACUGGUACAGUACUGAUUCUGCUAUCUGAUGAUAAGACUGGUUUUGUACCUUACAGGAUCGACAAUUUUUCAAUGGAGAAACUGCGGAUAUAUCAACAGAGAUGUGAAUCUAUUGAAACAAUUGUUUAUCCCUACACAUCCUGUCAAUAUUCUUGGGAUGAGCCUUGCUAUCCUCAUCGCCUUACUGUUGAGAUUCCUGGAGAACGAAGUUUGGGUACAUUCAAUCUGGACAUUCUCAAUGAUGAUGUUCAUGUGUCGCUACCUUCUACAUCCGAGAAAGCUGAAAGACAAUUCUGCAUCUCAAUACAUGCGGAAGGAGCGAUUAAGGAAUUGUUGUUUGCUUCUGCCAAGGAGAUGACAGUUGUUGCCAUGCAGAGUUUAGAUCAGCAGAGAUUUACAGCUCAAAUACAAUCUAUGCAAAUUGAUAAUCAGUUCCCUGAUAGCCCACACCCUGUCAUGUUGUCAUUUGAGGGCAGUCAUAAGGGAAAAUCCAUGAACUUUUUUAAGAGUAAAGAUACUAAGCUGAAAUCAGCAAAUGACAUUCUUUCCAAUACUACAGAGCCUGUGCUGCAAUUUGCUGCAGCUAAAUGGAGAACCAGAGAUGUAUCAUUUGUUUCCUACCAAUAUAUAAACAUAAGAAUAAAUAUUGGACACUUAGAGAAAAGUCUUGAGCUAAGUAUUUUAGGUGGUGCUACGGACAUGUUAAGAGAAUAUGAAAAAAUCUCAAAGAAUAUAUCAGACAAGCUCCUGGUGCAAGACAGUGAAUUGUUGCCUUCUGUUGUCCCAGUUGGUGCUCCAUGGCAACAGAUACACCUUUUAGCCAGAAAGCAGAAAAAGGUGUACAUUGAGUUGUUUCAGUUGACUCCUGUCAAGUUGACUUUCAGUUUUACGAGCACACCUUGGCUCAAUAGGAAUGAAGGUGGUUCAGACCCCAGCAUAGGUUUCAACAACACUACUGCAAUCCAGAGAGGUCUUAUGGCCCUCUUAGAUGUUGAAGGAGUACCAGUUUACCUUGGAGAAAUUAUUGCGGAAAAUCUUAUGGCCAGCUGGCAAUCUGUUCAGGACAUUCUUGUGAGGCAUUAUAGCAGGCAAAUCCUCCACGAACUUUAUAAGGUUUUGGGUUCUGCUGGCGUUAUAGGAAAUCCUAUGGGUUUUGCUAGGAAUGUUGGGUUUGGUCUAAAGGACUUCAUAUCUGCUUCAAGAAAAGGGAAAUUGCAGAGCCCAGUUGAACUAUUAAACGGUAUAGCACAAGGUUCAAAAACUCUUAUUGGAAGUACAGUUUAUGCAGUCAGCAGCGCCACUUCUCACUUCAGUAAAACUGCUUAUAAGGGUCUGACUGGGCUCCUUCAAUCACCGAUCAGGGGAGCUGAGAAACAUGGUCUUCCCGGGGUCAUCUCAGGUUUAGCAAUGGGAACAGCUGGCCUUGUGGCACGGCCUAUGGCUAGCAUUCUUGAAGCCACAGGCAGAACUGCCCAGAGCAUAAGAAACCGAAGCAACCCUCAUGAAUCCAACUACUUGCGAGUCCGUUUCCCCAGGCCUGUUGCCAGAGAUCACCCUUUGCUCCCAUACUCCUGGGAUGAAGCCAUCGGUGUAUCGUUGCUUGCCCAAGCUGAGAGUGGUAGACUAAAGGAGGAGACAUUUGUCAUGUGCAAGACACUCAAGGGGGCUGGGAAGUUCCUUGUGCUAACUGAGAAGCUGCUUCUACUAGUCUCAAGUCCAUAUUUAGUGGAUCUAGGAUCACCUCAGUUUGUUGGUGUUCCUCCUGACCCACAGUGGUCAAUCGACACAGAGAUGCACCUCAAGAGCGUUGUUCAUCUGGACAGGUCUCAGGAGGUAGUGAACAUUGUUGGGAGCAAUGGACAGACUUCACCUAGGGACAAAAGAGGUGGCACGAGAAACAGGGACAUGAGCUCGGCCUUUGCCCCCCUGUUUCACCUCAGCAUCGAGCUCCCAAAUGAUGAGGAUGCAGAAGGGACGGUGCAGGUCCUACAGGCACUCAUCGAGAAGGGGAAGGCACGGAGGUGGGACAAGAACAUCCUACACCGAAGCAACAUCAGUUGA
Messenger RNA from Miscanthus lutarioriparius, 5727 nucleotides. NCBI's taxonomy places the organism in Eukaryota, Viridiplantae, Streptophyta, Magnoliopsida, Poales, Poaceae. The record is from the annotation of a GenBank genome assembly.